Messenger RNA from Arachis stenosperma, 1408 nucleotides. Its product is annotated as mitotic checkpoint protein BUB3.1. The record is from RefSeq and is a predicted model, not a curated record. Gene Ontology annotation, molecular function: ubiquitin binding. The transcript has 8 exons. Gene Ontology annotation, cellular component: mitotic checkpoint complex; kinetochore; bub1-bub3 complex. Bases 104 to 1126 code for a protein of 340 amino acids. Gene Ontology annotation, biological process: mitotic spindle assembly checkpoint signaling. NCBI's taxonomy places the organism in Eukaryota, Viridiplantae, Streptophyta, Magnoliopsida, Fabales, Fabaceae.
UACUUGUCGUAUUGUUCUCUCAAAAAUCAAAAUUAAAAGUCAAAACAAUUUCAAUUCAAACGAGAUUCCCUCUCUGUGUAUUCUGCCAGAACCCUAACUAACCAUGGCAACUGCAGUUACGCCGGCGUCGCUCGGCCGAGAGCUGUCGGAUCCUCCGUCCGACGGAAUCUCCAACCUCCGCUUUUCCAACCACAGCGAUCUCCUCCUCGUCUCCUCUUGGGAUAAGAGCGUGCGCUUGUACGAUGCCAGCGCCAAUGUGCUCAAGGCUGAGUUCAUGCACGGCGGCCCCGUACUCGAUUGCUGCUUCCACGAUGACUCUUCCGGUUUCAGCGCUGCCGGCGACAACACCGUCAGGCGCCUCCUCUUCGCCUCUAACAAGGACGACAUCCUCGGAAAGCACGACGCUCCUGUUCGUUGUGUUGAGUACUCCUACGCCGCAGGGCAAUUGAUCACUGGUAGUUGGGAUAAAACCCUGAAGUGCUGGGACCCUAGGGGUGCAAGUGGACAGGAGCGCACUCUGGUUGGGACAUAUCCACAACCUGAGCGCGUUUACUCCCUAUCUCUUGUUGGACAUCGGCUAGUUGUAGCAACGGCUGGAAGGCAUGUCAAUAUUUAUGAUUUGAGGAACAUGUCUCAACCCGAGCAACGGAGAGAAUCUUCAUUGAAAUAUCAAACUAGAUGUGUGCGCUGCUACCCUAAUGGAACAGGAUAUGCACUUAGUUCUGUGGAAGGACGGGUUGCAAUGGAAUUCUUUGACCUCUCCGAUGCUAGCCAAGCAAAAAAAUAUGCCUUUAAGUGCCACCGAAAAUCAGAAGCUGGAAGGGACAUCGUCUAUCCUGUAAAUGCUAUUGCAUUCCAUCCCGUAUAUGGUACGUUUGCCACAGGAGGCUGUGAUGGUUAUGUUAAUGUUUGGGAUGGAAACAACAAGAAGAGGCUAUACCAGUACUCAAAGUAUCCAACAAGCAUUGCUGCACUUUCAUUUAGCAGAGAUGGGCGGCUCCUGGCUGUUGCAUCAAGUUAUACAUACGAAGAGGGGCUUAAACCCCAUGAUAAAGAUGCCAUAUACAUCCGUGGCGUAAACGAGAUUGAGGUCAAGCCAAAACCCAAGGUCCUUCCUCCAGCUUGAUCGCAGAUGAUGACCCAGAUUGCAAGUAGAUUCCAUAUGCUUGUCAACUAAUGUGUGCAUAUGUUCACGUCUCUCUCGUGGACACCUAGAACAAAGCUAUAUAUAAGCUCAUUUUGUUUAGUAGUUUUAUUUCUAAGUACGAUCUGUUGUUGGAAAUGUUCUCUUUUCUACUAUUGUUUGUCCAGAUUACCUUCUUUUGUUAAGGUAGUUAUGUUGUAAAGUAAUUUGACUUGAAACUGAUAACCAGUUAUUACCAAUGUUAUGCCCCCCAUUUUCAACUCA